This is a messenger RNA of Phaedon cochleariae (mustard beetle), 2514 nucleotides long. Lineage: Eukaryota; Metazoa; Arthropoda; Insecta; Coleoptera; Chrysomelidae. The record is from the annotation of a GenBank genome assembly.
UGUGAACGUGUUUAGUUCGUUAAACUGCAUCUGAAGAAAAUGAGUGAGGAAGUGGGAACGGAGAUGGAUUCGAGUACCAAAAUGGCACAGAAGAGUUUUUUCCGGAUCAACAAAAAUUUAGUCAUGCUGAAACUGACUUUAUUUUUCUUGUAUGGAGCAACGUCCUCGCUGAUCCCUUACCUCACCAUCCACAUGCAAAGCAUAGGCCUAUCCAUGGAGCAAGUAGGCAUCAUCUAUCUGGCGCUGCCCUUCACCACGUUCAUAUCUCCGGCGGCCACCGGCUACCUCAUGGACAAGCUGGGCAAGUACAAACCCAUCGUCAUCACGUCGUUCCUGCUCACCGCGGUGCUGCACCAUUCUCUUCUGCUUUUUCCCGAGCAGGAAAUGCCCGGCACCGUGCCUAGCGGGUACAUCAUCAGGCACCCGAAAAAGAUGUAUGUUGAGGUAUGGUGGAGUCCUUGCACAAGCAGAGAGUGUCCGGCAGCAGAAGAAUUGGACGUUGUCUUGGAUAUGUGUGUCGAUCAUUGCCUCCUCAGAGAUGCCAAGUUUUUGAAAAAUACCAAUACCAAGAACCUCAAUAUGAGCACAGAUGACAGGGAUCCAGGUGAUACGGACGAUUUGAGCUUCCACAUCAAGAAGAAGAAAACGAAUGAUUCCGCGGCAGCCUUCACUUUAGACAUGCACCCCAAUCUCGGCGAACCCAUAGAACAAUUCGGCAUCGAAAUCGAAUCAGCAGAAGAAGACGAAGACGUGACAGAGUUCAAGAAGCGUUUCAGAGCAGGCAUGCUACGCAAAAACGGAGUGGACCUGAUCGAGCUCGAAAGCAAAGAUCUAAGAUGCGGAGGCAUAGUUCUAGGUGUCAACCACAGCACGAAAGCUCUACUGAAGAACUACACCAGUGACUGUAUCCUCCAGAAAUGCCAGUUCAGGUCUGGAGGGCCCAGUGUAUGUCCUCCUGACUACAAGCAAACUGACGAUAAAACCUUUUGGCUGUAUUUCUUCCUGAGGUUCUUGGGAACUAUGGCUCAAACUGCUGCUGUGAUUAUCAUAGACCCGGUAGCUCUCGCCAUGAUAGAGAAGUAUGGAGGCGAUUUCGGGAAAGAACGACUUUUUUCCAGUCUGGGAAUGGCUAUAUUCUCACCAAUAACAGGUGCCUUGAUAGACUGGAGUAGUAGCGGACUUGAUUAUACGAACUAUUCUUGGGCGUUCUAUGUAUUCGACGCACUGUUGAUACUAGCUUCCAUUUGUUUGUUUUUCAUGAAGCUAGAUACCAAACUGCCUGCUGAUGACUUAUUCGGAGAUCUGAUCAAUAUCUUCAAGAAACCUCCAUUGGUCAUCUUCGUGCUGUUUUUAUUCAUUCUAGGAAACCUAUGGGGAUUCAUAGAAAGUUUUCUGUUUUUCUACUUAAGGCAUCUCGGUGCUCCCAAUUACCUUUUAGGGAUAACAGUUACUGUUGGUACACUCAGUAGUGUUCCAUUCUUGUAUGGAGCAGAUAAUAUCACCAGGAAGAUUGGUCAUGUCAACGUCAUCAUCAUUGCGUUCUUCGCACAUGCUGCUAGAUUGGUUGGAUAUUCUGUCAUUGAGAGCGCCUGGUGGUGUUUCCCCUUCGAAGCCCUAGAAUCGCUGUCGGUCCACCUCAUGUGGGUGGCAGUGGCCACCUACUGUGCCGCCCUGGCCCCCCGCGGCCUCCUGGCCACCCUGAUCGGAGUCUGCGCCAUGGCCCACUACAGCGUGGGCAGAGGCAGCGGCAGCUUCGUGGGCGGACACAUCAUCGCCAAGUUCGGGAUAACGAUGUCGUUCAGGCUGAUGGGGGCAGUUGGUACAUGCGCAGGGCUGCUCUAUACCUUUUUGCAUUAUACGUGGUUGAAGAAUUACAGGGUCAAACCUGAAGAGGACACUCUUGACGAAGAGUCGCUGAAACUCCAGAACGAAGAACCUAAAUUCAAAGACCAAGGCACCAUGGUAAGCAUGGAGAGGCUGAGCUUGAUGGUCGAAUUCAAUCAAAUAGGAUCGAUCACAUCGCUGUCAAGAAGCGUGACCUUGAGGAAUGCCAGCAUCGACAUCAUAAGGAGAAGCAGUUUGGGACCGGCCCUGAAGGGGUAUAAGAGUUCCAAUUCUAAAGCUGAGCUCUUGAAGUCGGCUUUGGAUAUUAAUAACAAAAAGCAUAACAGCGAAAAGGAUGGAUCAAAUAAUAAACUCUACAAAAGUUCCAGUUUGACGCAACCCAAACUAGACUUCGAACCAACAGUACUAUGUGAAAAGGACGAGAUAGUUUAUGAUGAAAUCAAGAAGAAGACCCAAAGAACGGAAGGAAACGAAAUUGAGGAAGCGAAACUUAAUAAUCAUCAGGAGGUGAAACCUGAAAAAAUAACAAAUAUUUUGAAGGAUGGUGGUGAAGAUGAAGUGGUCCAGAAGGAAGAUAAAUAUAGCAGAAAUAAUAUUUUCGAAAGCUGAGACUUUGUUAACUCUCCUGGCCCAAUUGUGCACUAUUUUACAAUAAAAAUUUAAUUCCAA